AUGAUGAUGACGAAUAAUCCUAAGCGUCAGUGGGAAAUUAUUCAUAAUAAUAUUGAGAUUAUUCUAAAAGGCUCUCAAUACGACUCGCUUUUCCAUGUUUCGGACUACAUCAUCAAUACUUUUCAUCAAGUAAUCUGGGGCCCAAGACUGCGCAUUUCCAUACGAUUCCGAUACAGAGGCAAGCACAGUGCUCACCCUGAGCCUAACUAUACAAUUCUUCCGAUUUUGGAACUAAAAUGGUCUCAAAAGCUCAAAAUGUUCAUGGACGCAGCCAUUUUAAAGACAAAAGAUGACAGAAAGAAGAGAAAAUUAAUAAAAACUAUGCGCGAUCGAAACCGUCAUAUGACGCCGAAGAGCAUCGAAAUCAACGACUUUACUCCGGGUGUGGAGCAUGUAAUGCUCGUGAGAAUCAAGAAGAACCGGCUCAACCUGACGUCGAGUAUUUUUAAUAAUAUUUUUUAUUAA
Messenger RNA from Oikopleura dioica, 465 nucleotides. The record is from the annotation of a GenBank genome assembly. NCBI's taxonomy places the organism in Eukaryota, Metazoa, Chordata, Appendicularia, Copelata, Oikopleuridae.